AACAAGGGGGUAAAAGAGGAAAUAGUAAAAGAAGAUGGGGGACUUUUAAAAUGAAUUGAAGGUUCUUUCUUUCUAUGCCGAGGAAGGGAAGGGAAGGCAGAGCAAAGCAAAGCAAAGCAAAGCAAAGCGCGUUCAACUGUGUUUGACAGGAGGAAAGGGAAGACGAAGCGAUAGUUAGUUCCAGACAGAAGAGAGGAGAGGAGAGGAGGAUCCGUUGGUGAGCAAUGGAGGUGUUUUAUUACAUGGUUUUUGGGGUUUUAGGGUUGAUCGUCGCCGCUCUGGAGUUGAGUAAGACCAACAAAGAUCGAAUUACCACUUCCCAGGCUUUUACUUCCUUCAAGAACAACUAUCUCCUUGUUUACUCUCUCAUGAUGGCUGGGGACUGGUUGCAGGGUCCCUAUGUCUACUACCUGUAUACAACAUAUGGCUACGGAAAGGGGGAUAUCGGGCAGCUCUUCAUUGCUGGCUUUGGCUCAUCCAUGCUCUUUGGCACCAUCGUCGGCUCUUUAGCUGAUAAACAGGGCCGUAAGCGAGCAUGUAUCACAUACUGCAUCACUUACAUACUCAGCUGCAUGACCAAACAUUCUCCCCAAUACAAAGUUCUACUCUUAGGCCGUAUUUUGGGCGGUGUUGCUACCUCUCUCCUCUUUUCAGCAUUUGAAUCUUGGCUUGUUGCCGAACACAACAAGCGAGGCUUUGAACAACAAUGGCUCUCCUUAACCUUCUCCAAGGCCAUCUUCCUCGGCAAUGGUCUCAUUGCCAUCCUCUCUGGCCUGUUUGGCAACUUUUUAGUUGAUGUUGCAGCCCUUGGACCUGUCGCCCCCUUUGAUGCUGCAGCAUGCAUUCUUGCCCUUGGCAUGGCCAUUAUACUCUCAUCCUGGGGUGAAAACUACGGAGACCCUUCCGAGAACAAGGACCUUCUUUCUCAGUUCAAGGGUGCCGCUGUAGCUAUUGCUUCUGAUGAGAAAAUUGCAUUGCUGGGAGCUAUACAGUCUUUGUUUGAAGGCUCCAUGUACACAUUUGUUUUUCUAUGGACUCCCGCCUUGAGUCCAAAUGAUGAGGAGAUUCCACAUGGUUUCAUUUUUGCCACAUUCAUGUUAGCAUCAAUGCUGGGAAGUUCAGUUGCUGCCCGAUUGAUGGCCCGCACCUCACCUAGAGUUGAGAGCUACAUGCAGAUUGUGUUUUUGGUUUCUGCAGCAUCACUUUUGCUUCCAAUUGUCACAAAUUUUUUUGUAUCUUCUUCUGAGAUGAAAGAUGGAGGCAUCUCAUUGGGGGCUAGUGUUCAACUUGUUGGGUUUUGUGCAUUUGAGGGCUGUGUUGGAAUCUUUUGGCCAUCCAUCAUGAAGAUGAGAUCCCAAUACAUUCCUGAGGAGGCCAGAAGCACCAUCAUGAACUUUUUCCGCAUUCCUCUCAAUAUAUUCGUCUGCAUCGUCCUCUACAAUGUGAAUGCAUUCCCUAUAACAAUCAUGUUUGGAAUGUGCUCCAUCUUUCUUUUUGUGGCUGCAGUGCUGCAGAGGCGAUUACUAGUCAUAACAGACAAGUCAAAGUUGGAUGAUUGGACAUCGAUGAAAGAGAGAGACAUUGAGACUGAGCCCCUAAAUGAUGACUAAAAUUAUUACAAGGUUGAAAGAAGACAGUUAUUGAAGAAAGUAUUAUUUACACCAAAGCCAGAAGGCGCCUUAUUUCUGCGAUGUAUAAUUUUGCUUCUAUUUUGUGCUUGCUUGUAUGAGAGACCUUAACAACUUUGGUCUUGAGUGUUAUUUAAAUACCAUAUGAUUCUUUUAUAACAUCA
Molecule: messenger RNA, 1792 nt
Organism: Helianthus annuus (common sunflower)
Lineage: Eukaryota; Viridiplantae; Streptophyta; Magnoliopsida; Asterales; Asteraceae
Product: molybdate-anion transporter
Exons: 7
Coding region: 225-1610 (461 amino acids)
Biological process (GO): molybdate ion transport
Cellular component (GO): membrane
Molecular function (GO): molybdate ion transmembrane transporter activity
Source: RefSeq, a predicted model, not a curated record